Molecule: messenger RNA, 336 nt
Organism: Penicillium nucicola
Lineage: Eukaryota; Fungi; Ascomycota; Eurotiomycetes; Eurotiales; Aspergillaceae
Product: transcription initiation factor IIA subunit gamma
Exons: 3
Coding region: 1-336 (111 amino acids)
Biological process (GO): RNA polymerase II preinitiation complex assembly; transcription initiation at RNA polymerase II promoter
Cellular component (GO): transcription factor TFIIA complex
Molecular function (GO): TBP-class protein binding; RNA polymerase II general transcription initiation factor activity
Source: RefSeq, a predicted model, not a curated record
AUGGCAUCUGUGGCUUACUACGAGCUCUACCGUGGGAGCAGCCUCGGACUGUCUCUCACCGAUACUCUGGACGAUCUGAUCAACGAGGGCCGUAUCGAACCCCAGCUGGCCAUGAAAAUCCUCUCCACCUUUGACCGUGUGGUUACUGAGGUCCUGGCCGACAAAGUUCGAGCCAGACUAACCUUCAAGGGUCAUCUCGAUACCUACCGAUUCUGCGACGAAGUCUGGACAUUCCUGAUUAAGGACGUCACAUUCAAGUUGGACAACCAAACCUCAGUAUCCGCAGACAGGGUCAAGAUCGUCAGCUGCAACAGCAAGCGCCCUGGCGAGGUAUAA